GACGUAGCGAACAAUGGCAAGAACAAAGCAGACAGCCCGUAAGUCCACCGGAGGCAAAGCCCCCAGGAAGCAGCUGGCCACCAAGGCCGCCCGCAAGAGCGCCCCUGCCACCGGCGGCGUGAAGAAACCUCACCGUUACAGGCCCGGCACCGUGGCCCUCCGUGAGAUCCGCCGCUACCAGAAGUCUACCGAGCUGCUCAUCCGCAAGCUGCCCUUCCAGCGCCUGGUCAGGGAAAUCGCCCAGGAUUUCAAGACCGACCUCCGCUUCCAGAGCUCUGCCGUGAUGGCUCUUCAGGAGUCUAGUGAGGCUUACCUGGUCGGUCUGUUUGAAGAUACUAACCUGUGCGCCAUCCACGCCAAGAGAGUCACCAUCAUGCCCAAGGACAUCCAGCUGGCCCGCCGUAUCCGCGGAGAGAGAGCUUAAGCUUCAAUCUCCACAACCACAACGGCUCUUUUAAGAGCCACCACACUUUCUACUAAUGUCAUUCCUGCUUCAACAUUGCCACUCACAUUUUUGCAGAC
This is a messenger RNA of Entelurus aequoreus (snake pipefish), 522 nucleotides long. Its product is annotated as histone H3. The transcript has a single exon. The record is from RefSeq and is a predicted model, not a curated record. The coding region runs from base 14 to 424 and encodes 136 amino acids. Gene Ontology annotation, molecular function: DNA binding; protein heterodimerization activity; structural constituent of chromatin. Gene Ontology annotation, cellular component: nucleosome. Lineage: Eukaryota; Metazoa; Chordata; Actinopteri; Syngnathiformes; Syngnathidae.